This is a messenger RNA of Quercus robur (English oak), 2444 nucleotides long. RefSeq lists its product as uncharacterized. The transcript has 5 exons. Gene Ontology annotation, molecular function: nucleic acid binding. The record is from RefSeq and is a predicted model, not a curated record. NCBI's taxonomy places the organism in Eukaryota, Viridiplantae, Streptophyta, Magnoliopsida, Fagales, Fagaceae. Bases 281 to 1753 code for a protein of 490 amino acids.
AAUACACCAUCGUCAAACCCUAUCUCUCUGUCUCUCACAUUUCUCUGUCUCACGCUAGCUCCAAAUCACUCUCUCCGUCUCUCUCUAAAAAUUCUCAAACCCUAACCCUAGAAUUUCUCUCAUGACUAUCGAACCCUUCGAGAGUCUCACUCUCCGUUCUUCCAUGGUUUCUUCGGUCUCAUCCAAACCCUAGAAAUCCACGCUUUCUUUCUCUUUCUCUCUCUUCCAAUUUUUUUUUUGAAUUUUUUUUUCCGAAAAAAAAAAUUUAGAAGGCGGUGCUAUGGAGGGCUCUGUGGAGGACAUCGGAGCCCCGGAGUCAUGGGAGAUCGCCGAUUUGGACGAGUCCAUGAGCCGCCUCUUGCUCAAGAAAGACUCCUCCAAACCGCCGCCUCAAGAGCUUUGCGAUGGCUCAGCUUCAGCUUCAGCUUCUUGCAAUUCCUCUUCUACGUCGUCGUCGAAUUCGUCGGCUUCGAAUUCGGCCGGCGGUGAUGGUUGCGGCGGCGAGAAGGUUUCUGAGGAUCUUGUCAAUCAGGUCGAUCAGUUCCUUCGCGAAGCUAUACAGAAUCCCCGUGAGCGCUUAUCAAUUUUACGGAUGGAGCAAGACGUUGAGAGGUUUAUUCGUGAUCCUACUCAACAACAACUAGAGUUCCAACAACUGCCUACAUCCUAUUUACGGUUGGCUGCACACCGUGUUGCACAGCACUACUCAUUGCAGUCAAUGGUUUUAUUGGACAAUAGUUUGCCUGAUGGGACUGGUUCGAGGAUUAUUGUUCGCAAAACUUCUGAUUGUCGGCUUCCUUUGAUUCGCCUUGCAGACAUUCCUGUAAAUUUACCAUCAGAAGACGGUGGUGUCGUUAAGGUUGCAAUCAAACAGAGGCCACAAAAACGGUCACCAAUUAUGGGCAAUGCAAAUUCAAAUUCUUUAAAGUCAGGUGGUGCCAAAAGUGUAGAGGAAAGAAAAGAGGAGUAUAAUAGGGCUCGUGCAAGGAUAUUUAACUCUAGUAUUAAUAGUGGUGGACCUAGUGGUGCUGUGGGUGGGAAACCAGAAAAUGAACCAAGAGUGCAGGAUAGUCCCCAGCAUGGCUCUUUGGCAAUUCCUAAGAUAGAAGAGAAACCUGUUUCAGUAAUUGCUGAUGUGAAUUCUGGUAGAGUUCUGAUUGAUUCUUCGACAAGUAGCAGUAGAUCAGCUAGAAGUAGGACAGAGAAGGAGCCAAUUGGUAGAAGCAAACCAAAUAAUAAUAAUAAUAAUAAUAAUAAUAAUAGAGUGGCUAUUUUCAGGGACCGUGAGAUUGAUCGCAAGGAUCCUGAUUACGACAGGAGCUAUGACAGGUAUAUGCAAAGGUUUGAUCCUGGGUUUGGGUUCAAUGGAGGACCGUAUACCAUGCAGCCUAUGUACAGCCCUGCGUUGAACUACAACACUGAAUUUCCACAACUCGGAGCUACUCAUAGGCCUCAGAUUUCUACUGAGCACCAGCCUCGGGCGCUCCCUCAACAUCUACCUGCUCCAUGGGCUGGGCCAUCAACCCCUACGGGUCCCAUUGGGUAUGGCCAUCCAGAGGCCAUGAUGACUCCUUUCAAUCCUAACCACGUUGGUGCCCGUUCCACGUCUGCCAUAUACCUGCAUUCUUCUCAGUACCCUUGUCAGCGCCCUGGAAUGCCUUUCAUCCACCCUCACGAACAAGUUCACCAACCUUUUUCACAGUCUCAUCAACAGCAACCUGAUGCAAGUUUUGGAUUAGCCCGGCCCCGAUGAGGGGCAUGGGCCAUGCCUGCACGCUGCCAGCUGGAACUCGAUCUUGAUAUGAUGAGGAGCUGCUACAGUUGCAUAUAUUAUCUCAGCUGGCAGGAGUGCAGGCAUAGAGGACCGGGUUGGACUGGAGUGGAGGUAUCAAUUUUAUGGACACCGACCUUUUGUCCAUUCCACCACCUGGGUUUUGAUGGAAGCUUUUUCAUCUUUGACGAAUGAUGAAGAAGCUCACUGGAUUAUGGCAAUUCCUACUUAUUUAGUUCUCUAAGAACCGUGUUUUGCCACCGAUGAAGAAUGAGAAAAUUUACCAGAGCUGGGAAAGUAAUUAAUCAGCUUGGAUGAAGCACCUUAAAAAAAUCCAAAACACCAUGCUAUACGGAAAUUAGCAGGUACUUGUAUUUGGCUUUGCAGAAGCUUUGGUGCGCAUCUGGCUUUUGAUUUGUGGAAGCUCUGAUCAUCACUUGCUAUGCUUUAUUACUGGAACACUUGCUGCAGAAAUAAUAAAGCAAACAGCAUUCUGUACCAUAUUAGGCUUUUGGAUCUGUAAUUGUAUCUUUAGGUUAUGAAAUUGAUUGAAUAUAUCACUUGUAUCGGCUCUUGAAUAUGAAAAUAUUUGGUAGUUGUGAUUAUCUAAAUUUUAUUUAUUUUAUGGGCAUAUCUCCAUAGCAACUAUGGGCACAUACUGAAGUUGCUUACA